Messenger RNA from Parus major (Great Tit), 2538 nucleotides. Its product is annotated as NPC1-like intracellular cholesterol transporter 1. The record is from RefSeq and is a predicted model, not a curated record. The transcript is spliced from 12 exons. The annotation marks the transcript as partial. NCBI's taxonomy places the organism in Eukaryota, Metazoa, Chordata, Aves, Passeriformes, Paridae. Gene Ontology annotation, cellular component: membrane.
GCCUCGCGGCCCUGGCUGGUGCUGGCCGUGGCCGUGGCCGUGGCCGGGGGGCUCUCGGCCGGGCUGGUGACCCUGCGGCUCACCACGGACCCCGUGGAGCUGUGGUCGGCCCCGGAGAGCCGCGCCCGGCAGGAGAAGGAGUUCCACGACCGCCACUUCGGGCCCUUCCUGCGCACCAACCAGGUGAUCGUGACGGCGCCGGGGCGCCCCGGCCUCACCUACGACUCGGUGCUGUUCGGCUCCAGGAAUUUCAGCGGGGUCCUGGCCGAGGACGUGCUGCGGGCGCUGCUGGAGCUGCAGGAGACGCUGGCGGCCACCACGGCCUGGGCAGAGGGCUCGGGCAGGAACGUGAGCCUGCAGGAUGUGUGCUACGCGCCGCUGAACCCCGGGCAGCCCGGCGUGGGGGACUGCGCCGUGUCCAGCGUCACGCAGUACUUCCAGAACAACCGCAGCCGCCUGGAGCUCACCGCCCCCGAGGAGGACGGCAAGGAGCGGGGCACGGUGGACUGGCACGAUCACCUCAUCUACUGCGUCAACUCCCCGCUCUCGUUCAAGGACAUCACGGCGCUGGAGCUGAGCUGCAUGGCCGAGUACGGCGGGCCCGUCUUCCCCUACAUCGCCCUGGGCGGCUACCGCGAGUCGGAGUACACGGAGGCCGAGGCGCUGAUCGUCACCUACUCGCUGAACAACUUCCCGCGGGGGGACCCGCGCCUCGAGUGGGCGCUGAGCUGGGAGCGCCGCUUCCUCCAGGUGGUGCGCGACUUCCAGCGCCAGCACCGCCACAACCUCUCGGUCACCUUCAUGGCCGAGGUGCGGCCCCUGCUGUCACCUGUGUCCCCUCUGUGUCCCCUCUGUGCCCUCCGUGUCCCCUCUGUGCCCUCCGUGUCCAUUCCGUGCCCCCAGGUGGAGUCGAAGGUGACGCUGGCGCUCGGUGGCAUCGCCGUGGUGCUGGGGGCCGUGCUGGCCUCCAUGGGGCUGCUGUCGCUGCUGGGGCUGCCCUCGUCCCUCAUCAUCCUCGAGGUCGUGCCCUUCCUCGUGCUGGCCGUGGGCGCCGACAACAUCUUCAUCUUCGUGCAGGAGCUGCAGCAGUCGCAGCGGGAGCCGGGCGAGACGCGGGAGCAGCAGCUGGGGCGGGUGCUGGCCCAGGUGGCCCCCAGCAUGCUGCUCUGCAGCCUCUCCGAGAGCGUCUGCUUCCUCCUCGCCGUGUCACGUGGCCGUCCCCAGGACUCGUACCUGCUCCAGUACUUCUCGGACCUGAACCAGUACCUGGCCGUGGGUGUCCCCACCUACUUUGUCACCACCGGUGGCUUCGACUUCUCCUCCCCGAACGGCACCAACGCCAUCUGCUCCAGCGCCGGCUGCGACGACGACUCGCUCACGCAGACCAUCCAGAUGGCCACGCGCUUCCCCAACGUGUCCUACCUGGCCAUCCCGGCCACCUCGUGGGUGGACGAUUUCCUGGACUGGCUGAACCCCAUGGGGCCGUGCUGCCGCGUCUACCAGUGUGAGGAGCUCCAGGGCGAGUUCUGCCCCGCCACCGGCAGUGAGUGCGGGGCACGGGGGCUACUCCGUGGUGGCCGCUGUGUGCCCACCAUGGUGGUCCUUGGGUGGCCAUUGCAUGCCCACCGUGGUGGCCAUUGUGUGCCCACCGUGGUGGUCCUUGGGUGGCUAUUGGGUGCCCAUCAUGGUGGUCCUUGGGUGGCCAUUGCGUGCCCACCGUGGUGGCCAUUGGGUGCCCAUCAUGGUGGUCCUUGGGUGGCCAUUGCGUGCCCACCGUGGUGGUCCUUGGGUGCCCACCGUGGGGGUCCUUGGGUGGCCAUUGUGUGCCCACCAUGGUGGCCAGUGGGUGGCCAUUGCAUGCCCACCGUGGUGGUCCUGGCGAUCCAUUCAGUGACCAUUGAUGGGGACCAUUGGGUGCCCACCAUGGUGGUCCUUGGGUGUCUGUUGGGUGCCCAUCAUGGUGGCCAUUGGGUGGCCAUUGGGUGCCCACUGUGCCACAGUGGCCUGGGCGCCUACGACACCGCAGUGAGCAUGGACGCCAACGGCACCAUCCUGGCGUCCCGGUUCAUGGCGUACCAGCGGCCGCUGCGAACAUCUCAGGAUUUCACCGCCGCGCUGCGCUCCGCCCGCGCCCUGGCCGAGCGCAUCACCCGCACCCUGCGCAGGGUGCCCGGCACCGACCCCGCCUUCCGCGUCUUCCCCUACACUGGGUCGGGCCCCGGUGGGGGUGGGCAGUUUAAGGGUGCCCAUCCUGGGGGGGUGGCUCUGGGGACACGGGGUGGCUCUGGGGGUGACAUUCCGGUGUCCCCACAGGCCGUGGGCAUCUCGGUGGAGUUCGUGUCCCACAUCACCUGCGCCUUCGCCCGCAGCCGCCAGCCCACGCGGGUGGCACGAGCCACUGAGGCCACUGUCACCAUGGGCAGCAAGGUGGUGGCGGGGGUGGCCAUGACCAACCUGCCGGGCGUGGUGGUGCUGGCGUUCGCCAAAGCGCGGCUGAUCCAGAUCUUCUUCUUCCGCCUCAACCUCAUCAUCACCCUG